Fusarium proliferatum ET1 is the source of this 273-nucleotide messenger RNA. RefSeq lists its product as uncharacterized. The record is from RefSeq and is a predicted model, not a curated record. Bases 1 to 273 code for a protein of 90 amino acids. Lineage: Eukaryota; Fungi; Ascomycota; Sordariomycetes; Hypocreales; Nectriaceae. The transcript is spliced from 2 exons.
AUGGAUUACCGACAUGCCUCAGAUUCUGACCGACCGAACAAUUACAGUCACCAGCCUCGUGACCCUGGAUUCAUCGAAGCGGUCGAUCCGCAAGUUCGAAAGGCUACUUCAGCUCGGCUUCUUACUCCCAACCAGCCACCCGCAAGUCGGCAACCUCGCUACGGGGCUUCGACCUUUGAGAAGGAGAUCCGAGAGCUGAAUGAAAAGCUGGCUUUGGCCAUGGAGGAGGUGCAGCUCUUGCGAGAGCAGUUGGACAAGUCCAGGAAGCAGUAG